Messenger RNA from Syngnathus acus (greater pipefish), 1340 nucleotides. It is a transcript of the gene opa3, whose product is annotated as outer mitochondrial membrane lipid metabolism regulator OPA3. The record is from RefSeq and is a predicted model, not a curated record. Bases 405 to 875 code for a protein of 156 amino acids. Gene Ontology annotation, biological process: regulation of lipid metabolic process. Gene Ontology annotation, cellular component: mitochondrion. Lineage: Eukaryota; Metazoa; Chordata; Actinopteri; Syngnathiformes; Syngnathidae. The transcript is spliced from 3 exons.
AUCUUAUCCGUGUUUCCACAAUUUCCUUCCACCUGAAUUCUGCUGGCAGGGGAUGCAAUGCCAGAUUGUCAAACUUCCGCAAGACUUUCUGACAUGUGAGACUUGCCCAAAUCCCACGAGACCGCAGCUAAAACAACCACAAGACUACCAAAAAACAAAUCCCAUGAACCUCUACUAAAUCUUCAUUCAUUGCGUAAUAGAGGCCAAAUCUAGCUCGCAGCAGAUCCUCAAUUCCAUCAUGUUGAGCUAAGUCUGUGACCUGUCACCUAACAAGAAUGCCUCACUCAGUCUUUUCUAUUUGCAGACAAUGACAAGAGUUACGCCCUAGUUUCUCAGAACAACUCUCCACUGCCUUGCAAGCCACAGAGGCCCGCCCCUGAACGUGAACACACUUCCGCCCCAAGAUGGUCGUCGGCGCCUUUCCAAUCGCCAAGCUCCUCUACCUCGGAGUGAAGCAGUUGAGCAAGCCCGUCGCUAACCGGAUAAAAGCUGGGGCUCGGAGGAGCGAAUUUUUUAAGAAUUACGUCUGCAUGCCGCCGGCUCAGCUGUACCACUGGAUUGAGAUGCGAACCAAGAUGCGCAUCAUGGGUUUCCGUGGUGCCAGCAUUAAGCCACUGAACGAGGAAGUAGCGGCGGAGCUUGGCGCCGAGCUGCUGGGCGAGACGUUGAUCUUCCUCGUGGGCGGCGGAUGCAUGGUGCUGGAGUACACCAGGCAGGCGGUCAACUCGCGUAACAAGGAGGACGAGCUCAACGAGACGCUCACCAGCCUACAGACUCAAAUAGCAGAGCUCACGUUCACCACAGAGACGCUAAGCGCUCAGCUGAGAGAGGUGAACAGGCAGCUAGUCUCCUUUCCUACGCCCACCAAAAAGUGAGGAAAUGGCGUAAACGUGGUACGCGUAUGGACAUAAGAAGACUUGAUUGCAACAUGUAAAGCCUGAAGCUGCUACUUCACUGCUACUCCUGCAUGGAGGAAGAAGUGGACAUAACAUCAGGGCGAUGUGUUUUGGAAUUGCAACUGUGUGCAAAUAAGUGGAUUGCUAUGACAUUCAUAGUGUAUUUUCUGUGGUUGAUAUUGCAUGUUCAUUACAAAGUGGUUUGAGAAUUGAAUCAACAAAUUCAAAAGUUAGUAUCUGAUAAUGGCAUCUGUUUGGAUAUUCAAUAAUUUAGGAGAGGCUCGGUUAAUAAUUAACAUGCCUCGAGUCUAAAUGGGGAAAAGGAAGUGCUUAGUCAAUAUCACUGUGAAUCACUUUGCUGAUUUCUUUGUAACUGCCAUAAUGGGUGAACGAUGGUGUAAAAUAAAGACGAUGAUGCCAUUAAUAAUGAAUUUGCUGUAAAAA